AGUCAGGUUGUUGGUGUGGUGUGUCGUGUGUUUUGUACGCUCCCGCACGCAUUGAAGUUUUUUCCUUCACCUCUAAUUUUGUUGGCCCUUCGCUGUUGCGUAUGUGCAAUCCGGUCGUUAAAUAACAAUAUUUCGUGACAAGAAACAAAUCCGUCGCGAUCAGCGUUUCUCGUUUCGCCAUUGUUUAUGGAGAAAUUGUGGGCGAUUUGUUUAGCACACGCGAAAGUGCUGCUGAAAUUCGUUCAAGGAUGAAGGCAAACAGCAAAAUUCGCAACUGAAAGAAGACCUCCUCUCCUUAGCGCAUUGUGUUGGAGUGUGUGGAGGUGUCCGUGAGAGUGGUGUUGCGGAUCAGCAGUGUGGUUGUGUUGGUGUCACACAGCAAGUGUGCGAAGAAGCUUGCAAAGAAGAAGAAUAUUGUGCUCUGGUGAAGUGUUUUCAAUUCCUUGGACCAUUCAAGGGUUUACCAGGAGGGGGAACUUCGGGGCGUUUCUGCUUGUUUAGUGUAUUAUUGGAAGAAAAUAGAGUGGAGCAAUUUUCAAAAUUUUUAUUUCACGUGCGUGUUGGCGAUAUAAGUAAAAAUUUUCCGGAAGAAUAAAAAUUAUUGUUUUGUUAUUGUUCAAAGCAAGAGUUCCUACGAAGUAAAAAAGUUAUAAAUUUGUGGAUAGUGUUCGUCUUCAAUAAUGAUUUGAAAAAUUUUAAACUGCAAUUUAUUUCUUCGUUUCAAUUGAAAACCCUCUGUUGCAACAAUCGAUAAGAUAAGCAGCAAAUUGGAAGUUAGGUGACUAACGCUUCAUUACGCGCUUCGACCGAUUAUAUUAUUUCUUGGAAUCAACCGAGCCGAAACAACAAAUCAUCAACAUGGGCUGGGGAACUGAACUUUGGGAUCAGUACGACAACCUAGCAACGCACACCCAAAAAGGAAUUGAUUUUUUAGAACGAUAUGGAAGUUUUAUUCGUGAUCGCAGUGCCAUUGAAAUCGAAUACGCCGGAAAACUAAGGCGGCUCGUCAAAAACUAUCAACCAAAAAAGAGCAAAGAAGACGAAGAAAAUGAGUUCUCUUCGUUUCAAGCAUUCAAGUGUGUCCUCAAAGAAGUGGCUGACCUUGCCGGACAGCGCGAAGUCGUCGCCGAAAACCUCCAGCUGCAGGUGCUUCAGGGCAUUUCGCUGCUUGCCAAAAACCUGCGCGACGAGCGGAAAAAGUCCCUCAACGAGGGCGCCCUGCUUACCCAGAAUCUCAACAGUCAGAUCGCGUCGCUGGACCGAGCGAAACGGAACUACGAGAAGGCAUUCCGGGAGGCAGAGAAAUCUAUCGACAGCUACCAGAAGGCGGAUGCCGAUUUUAACCUGAGCCGAGCCGAGGUGGAGAAACAGCGGAACAACAUGAAUAUCCGCUGCAACCAGUCCGAGGACGCCAAAAAUGAGUAUGCCAACCAGCUACAGAAAACAAAUAAAUUACAGCAGACGCAUUACGAAACGUCUCUACCGGAGGUUUUCAACCGAUUGCAAGAGCUGGACGAGAAGCGAACUAGAGGACUGAAAGAAUUUAUCAAGGGCGCAGCGGAUGUUGAAUCAGCGGUAGCUCCAAUCAUUGCAAGGUGUCUCGAGGGUAUGGUGAAAGCAGCCGAUUCCAUUAACGAGAAGGAAGACUCCUUGAAAGUAAUAGAAAAGUAUCAAUCUGGCUUCCAACCUCCUGGAGAUCUACCGUUCGAAGACCUCUCGAAAGCGGACUCUGAUACCUCCAAUAAUUCCCAAAACUACACCUCAACCAGCGGCCUAAACCACCUGACGGCAAAAGGUACCACGACACAAAAGCUGAAAAAGCGUGUUGGAAUCUUUGGAAUUUUCGCCAGCAAUAAGAAGAUUGUUGAGGCCUGCAUCCAAGUGAAGAACAACUUGUCAACGGAUGGUAUGAAGGAAGAUUUCAGCGACCUUCCACCAACGCAGAGGCGGAAAAAGCUGGCCGCCAAAGUGCACGAACUGCAACAAAAGGUUUCCCAAGAGCAGGCAGCCAGUGAAGGGCUGAUGAAGAUGAAGGGUGUAUACGAAGCAAAUUCACUCCUUGGAGAUCCCCGCUCUGUGGAAGAACAACUGAACGAGUCGGUAACCAAGUUAGAAAAGCUACGGCAAGAGCUGGAAAGGUACCAGAAAAUGCUGGAUCAAGCCAAUAGUCACACACAGCAUAGUCCUCAAGCGAACCGGGUGAUACAAAAUGGACAACGAUCAUCCAGUCUACACAAUUACAGACAUUCCAAUGGCAGCAGCAAUCACGACCAUGACGAUCACGGCGAAGACCACCCAGAUCACGACGCUGGCAGUUUAAGCAGGUCAGCAUCCGAGAGUAGUGUACAGCAAGCGCAAAAUGGGCUAAAUAUUAACAAUAACGGCAGUUCAGCUAGUCCUGAAAGUGGCCUUGGAACGUCACACACAUCCCUGCCCGGUUCCGGCCAGGGUAGCACAAACGACCAACCCAUCAACGACGAGAUGUACUACGAAGCAGAUGCCCUGCAGCCGCUGGGAACGUGCAAAGCGCUUUAUCCAUUCGAUGCAACGAGCGAAGGAAGCAUUCCGAUGUCUGAGGGCGAAGAACUAUUGGUCAUAGAACUGGACCAAGGUGACGGUUGGACUAGAGUACGAAGGUUAUGUAGUCCCAGUGGUUGGGAAGAAGGUUUCGUGCCCACCAGUUACAUCGAAAGUACACUGUACGCGUAGUGUUGAUCACAACGCACCGUAUAAUAUUAUAUGAAAUUAUUUCAUACUAAGGUAAAUUCAAUCAGCUGUGCAACCAGACAAAACAAAACGGUCACAUAAAGUGAAGAAAAUGUAAAUAUAUAAAUAGUUCUGCCCAUGGAAAGAGACACGAAGCUGAAAAUUUGCUCUAGUGUUGGCUGAUGUAAGAAAAGCGAUCGAGACAAUGCAACAACAACAAAAUAAACAGAUCAAUGCUUCAAAAUCUGACGUGUACGCAAUUAGCCGGUAAAAUUUUUAAUAAUAAAUUAUUACUAUCCUCUGUGGUGGUGAACGUGCAAGUCAAAUUCUAUGUUGCAGUAAGUAAAAUCUUUCGAUACCCUAUUCUAGUAAUAGCUAGGUUCUGAAAUUCCCGAGUUCCAAAAACAUUGUCCUCGAACUAUUUGUCCAUUGUGACGGUGUUAUCGGCAGUAUACUUUGUAAUAGUAGAGCAAUUAUGUUUAGUCACAUGACACCGUCUAUUGUUUUUUUUUUUUAAUUUAGUUUAUAUGAAAAUAUACGCUAGCAAACUGCAAAAUAUAAGACGAUGCUCAAAAUAGUCUUUGUUGUAAAGAUUAAUUUAAAAACUAAAACAAAUCAUGAGAACGGAAUUGCUAGCAGCAUGGUCGUAAACAUUGCCAUUUAACGAAAAGUAAAACAUAAGAAAGUAACAUACACAAAGUCAUUUCAUUUUCUCAGCAAAAUUCUGCAUAUUCGUAGCUCCAUAUCUAUAUUAUAUGAUAAUGAAAAAAGAACAUAGAACAUUUAUCGUUACUACCAAUAAAUUAUUGGUGCGCAAAAAAGCAUAAUUACAUUUCACACAAUAUACCUAAAUAAGAACAAAAGGUUCCGUUUUAAAAAUUGGUAGAUUCUCAAGCAAAACAUGCACCAACCAAACGAUUCUGGUGGUAAAUGUAUAAGGGAAAUCUGAAAAUAAAUACCUGUUCAAGCAUCGUAAAAUGAUACUAAACUUGAAUUAGCUUAUUAACAUUGAGUAUCUUACCAAACGAUAGAAGCGAAAUGUAUUAGGAACUGAAAACUUCAACAAACUGUCAAACUAAAAUAAAACGCUACACAAUGUAAACGAAAUAAAACAAACGGAGAACAUAAGAAUUUUAAGAGAUAUUAUUGUUACAAAAGAUUUUGUUUGGUAUUCAGGUAGCGCCAGUAUGCAAAUACCCAUCCCUAAAAUGUAUAUCGUCAAUGUUGAUUAGUGUUUCUACAAUUAGGUUUUUGAAUGCGAGCACUGCAUUAAUACGCCUAUUAACAUUCUACUGUUUGGAGACGAUGUAUAAUAGAAACAAUCAUGCUCUAUCUGAUCGAGAUUUUAGAACCUCGACAAUAGUUUUCUUAUCAUGACUAACUUCACAGUAAAAAAAAUUUUCGAAAAUAGUUUGCCUGUCUACGAUGUUCGAUUAAUGGAUGAUUAAAAUUCUGUUUCUGCACAUUUGUAACAUCAAUUAUCUCUCAAAUUCUUAUACUCUCUCAAGCACACCUAUUAGGUACUUCUACAGCAAUAAAAACACUAGGUACAUUUCAUUACAGUCAAAACAAAAGAAAUCAACGAAAACUGAUGCAUUUGUUAUUACAUUUGCUCGCGACCGCCUAAAUCAAAACUCUGCAUCAUUCACACUCCAACAAUCACUGUCGAUGGCCGUACCGAAUAGGAUACCGAUCUUCAAUAGUCAAUCCAAUAUUAUACGACAAACCGUGCCAGUGUGUUUACUGUGAAACAAUCAUACAACAACACUGUGACAAAUAUUGUGCAAAAAAAAAGUGGCAUCUGUCGAGCGUAUAAAAUAAAGCAACCAACUGAUGUCAGUUGUCAUGUCAUGUCAGCAUCGUUUCAUUGCUUACAAAUCGUCUUAUUAUUUUCCGUGAAUUAUGUAUACAUAUAUUUCUCUGUAUUAUUUUGCUCCAAACAGGAGGCAGCCCUAGGUGAUGUCAUUUUUUGUCCAUAACAAAUACAGUGGUUUGUUCGCUAUCCGAUUAAAAAAAAUUAAAUGUAGCAAACGUCGUCUGUACAUAACAACCAUAGCCAAUGGAGGUGAACAAACGCACUUUAGCUAGGUUCUUUAUCGUUUACAUUAUCGGAAGUAAAGUAGGAGAAAUUUGCUUUUAGCCAGCACACAUGUCAGUAACAUCAAAUGAAUCAAGUCAUUUAAAAACGAAAUCAAACUCCUCCCACGGGAUCUGCUUCUCUAGCUAGUUGCGAAUUUCCCCCGGAGGAACGCUUCAGCCGAUAAGGCAUUAGCAAAAAAAAACGCAAGCAAUAGUAAUUGGAGAUAUAAAAAUUAUAUUUUUUCAAUAUUUAGAUGAUAUGUGGAUGGUGUUCACAGUAAAUUAAUAUUUUCAGCGCCAGGUAAAAAUACAAUGUGAAAGCUUAGAUGUUAGCUUUUAGUGAGAAUACGAUCCUGUGUUGGAAAAUUAUAAUUUAAAAUUAAUGAUUUAGGUUUUUUCAUUUUUAA
This is a messenger RNA of Wyeomyia smithii (pitcher-plant mosquito), 5192 nucleotides long. RefSeq names its product formin-binding protein 1-like (gene Cip4). The record is from RefSeq and is a predicted model, not a curated record. Gene Ontology annotation, biological process: signal transduction. Gene Ontology annotation, molecular function: protein binding. The transcript has 12 exons. NCBI's taxonomy places the organism in Eukaryota, Metazoa, Arthropoda, Insecta, Diptera, Culicidae. Bases 859 to 2709 code for a protein of 616 amino acids.